Messenger RNA from Caenorhabditis sp. 36 PRJEB53466, 2351 nucleotides. The record is from the annotation of a GenBank genome assembly. NCBI's taxonomy places the organism in Eukaryota, Metazoa, Nematoda, Chromadorea, Rhabditida, Rhabditidae.
AUGCCUCCGACUGUGCGUGGAGACAAAAGAGCCUUUUUCGAUAUUUCUAUCAACGAACAACCUGCCGGACGAAUCGUUUUCGCUCUAUGGAAUUUCACAUGUAAGCUAAUUUUUUUUUCGAAAAUAACACAGUAUCAAAUAUUUGUCUGAAAUGCUAAAAACAGUCCAAAUAUCAUCUUGUUUUUUCCUCUAGUUAAGUGUCACUCCGUCAUUUCUUAAACAUAAAGAAAACUUGAAAUUUCAGGCCCGAAAACUGUAGAAAACUUCCGCGCCUUGUGCACUGGUGAGCUCGGACGGUUGCACGGGAAGUACGCCUGUUACCAGGGAUCGAUUUUUCACCGCGUCAUCAAAGGAUUCAUGAUUCAAGGCGGAGACAUCACCCACGGCAAUGGACAAGGAGGAUUUUCCAUCUACGGACGCAAUUUUGACGACGAAAACUUGACGCUGCAGCACAAGAAGCCCUACCUGCUCUCGAUGGCCAACAAAGGACCGGAUACGAACGGUUCGCAAUUCUUCAUAACCACCGAAGAGCAGCGGCACUUGGACGGCAAGCACACUGUCUUCGGAGAGGUCAUCAAGGGAUUCGAAAUUGUGCAGCAGAUUGAAAACAUGGAAACUGGAGACGAUGACAAGCCGCUCGACAAGGUGGAGAUCACCCAGUGCGGAGAAAUGGUCCGCAAAGGAGAUGCUGCUGCUCCGUACGUAACUGAAUAGUGGGUAACAACGUGUGUUGAAUUUAACUUUCAGAGAACCCGAGAAGGAGGCCUUGCCGUUUGAGCCGCCGACCAGAAACUGGCUGAUGCGCAGCUCGAAGAGUCCGGAAAACAAGGGCAGAAAGCACAAAAGGGAGAGCAGCGUCAGCAGACGUCGUGGCGGAUCGAGCAGAGAGCGUAUGAACCGUCGACGCCGUUCCGCUUCCAGAAACGGUAGCCGCGAGAGAAACCGCAAGAUCCGUAAGACGGUAAGUGAUUUCUGAUCGAAUUCAUCAAGAGUGACACCGAAUCUAGCACAAAUGAGUAGAAGACGGGUGAAAAUUAGAAAAACUGUAGAAACGGGUAACCCAUUCUGAAGUCGAACUUCUCGGCGAGGACGGAUGGGAAACUCGGUCGACGUUUGGUAGACCAUCUAUAGCCCUAGCUCUAGAGACCACUAGUGCACUGACUGUAAUAUGCAGUGUAUGUUUCCCACUUUCUGAUCUGCUAGGAAACGAGCCAUCACUUUAACACCCAAUCACAUAGUGGUCAUUUGAUGAAGGAAGGUUCUUGCCACUGGUGCGCCCCAGGCUUGUCUAGCGCUACUUGCUCGCAUUUCAAAUUCAGUUGCCAGGCUACUGUGCAUUUCUUGAGAAGGUCCGUCCUCACGCGUUGCAUUUUGAUGAACUACUAACCGCUUCAGUGCGUCAGUGCGAUCGAAAUCGCAGCACCUCUCAACCGUCUGUAAUUGGUUUCAUUAGAAGUUUUCUGGCUCAGCGCACAUUCUAUGAACCGUUGUUGCGAGAAAUUGUGCGUAUGAAACUUUUGGCAGGAUUUAGCUGGACGGAUAAUCCGAAUAUCAAGUAGAUUAUGCGUCAAAUCGGAUGAAAAUAACUUAAAAUAACUCUGGUCAACACUUUUUGGAGCCGUCUACAGCAUUUUGUCUCAUUUUAUGCCAUUCAGCCACUUGUUAUUGCAUCCGCUCUCUUUUUUUCCCUGGCUAACGACUCGGAGCAUACGUGCGGUCACAUUUCCUUCCCGAUUUAGCUCAUGUGGCUCUCCGGCCAUCUUCUUUUCGAGACUAAAGUCGAUAAAAUAUUUGUAGCAGUCACUCAAUGUAUGCUAUUUCAGGAGGCUACCGAAGGCGGAGUCAAGGUUCGUGGACGUGGACAUCACAAUUUCCGCCGCAGGUCGGCAACCCCACCGCAUUGGAGAAAAGAAGAGGUGAGUGUGAAAGUGACAUUGACAGCAUCUGUCGAAAUAAUCAAUCAUCUAUUCUUCUUUCAGUCCAAGAAGCUCACUCUGGAUGAGCACGCGAAGCGUCAGGAAGCUGAGGAAGAGUACAAAAAGCGUGUGGCUCAGCGCGAGAAAGAGGAGGCCGCUCGUAUGGAGCUCGCCAAGAAGGAGCGCAAAGAGAACGAAGAUCGCCGCGAGCUCGAACGGCUGGAGAGAAAGAAGAAGGUCGAGAAGCGCCGCAAUCGCAGAUCGGCGGAACGCAAAGACAGUCCUCCGCGCAGAUACAAGUCUCCGUCGGAAGUGAAGAAGUCGAGCCGCUUCGAUGAGUCGGAGAUGGAAGAGCCGCGCAUCCGAAUGAACGCCUCCUCGUCGUCCUCUUCUUCGUCUUCUUCUUCCGAGUCUUCGGAAUCCGAGGCGGACUAG